Molecule: messenger RNA, 1083 nt
Organism: Impatiens glandulifera
Lineage: Eukaryota; Viridiplantae; Streptophyta; Magnoliopsida; Ericales; Balsaminaceae
Product: ethylene-responsive transcription factor LEP-like
Exons: 1
Coding region: 106-1083 (325 amino acids)
Biological process (GO): regulation of DNA-templated transcription
Molecular function (GO): DNA-binding transcription factor activity; DNA binding
Source: RefSeq, a predicted model, not a curated record
UGUGUCUCCCAUGUUCAAAUCUCACCCUUUAAAAGACCUCCAAAUCCAACAUUAUCUUCCCCACAUGACUAUCUAAUUCCAUCCAAGGAAAAUCCAACCUUAAAAAUGUCGACCACUUCAAAAAAUCCCGACACUAAAACCGCCACUAAUUCAACCCAAAUGACAUUCUCCCUUCUCCAACGCAACACUUCCCCGCCUCAACCCGGGGAGAGGAGGGGAAGGAGAAAACCGGCCGAACCAGGCCGGUUCCUCGGAGUAAGAAGAAGACCAUGGGGAAGAUAUGCAGCCGAAAUAAGAGACCCUACAACCAAAGAAAGACAUUGGCUUGGAACUUUUGAUACUGCCCAUGAAGCUGCCCUUGCUUAUGAUAGGGCUGCCCUUUCCAUGAAGGGUAUGCAAGCUAGAACCAACUUUGUUUAUUCUGAACCAAACAUAGCCUUCCAUUCUAGUAUCAUCUCGCCGGAGUUCCUCAUCACCACCACCACCACCACCACUCCUCCUCCUCCUACUAAUAAUAAUCAUAAUACCAAACAAACCCUAGUUAGCUCGUGUCAGGCUGACACGUGGCAGCAAACUGAAAGUGCUCCAAUUGUUUCUGAUAAUGACACAUGUUCACAAUCAUCGUACGGUUCAUCACCUAAUGAGACCAAUAACUACUUCAGUUUCUUCAAACAAACUGACACUAAUUCUGGAUAUCUAAGUUGUAUUGUCCCUGAUAGCUGCUUGAACCCACCGCCGCCGCCACCGCCGCAGCAGCCGACACAACCAGCCAUCCAUGAUUAUGAUCAUGAAUUUGAUCAAAACCCUUCAUUAAUUCAGUUGGAUGGUUAUGGAGAUCAUUUUGGGUUUAACUAUGGAUCAUCAUCAUAUGAUGAUCAUCAAUAUCAUCAUGAUGAUCAGUUGCUGACGUGGGGGACAAAUUACUCUUGUGAGCUGUCGGCGGUUAUCAACAGUCCUACAUUAAUGGUCGGAGAUGAUUAUGAUCGGAGCUAUGGUGACGGCGCCGGAAUGAUGAUGGGUCAGGAAGAGGCUGCACCGUCGUCGGCUACUUAUGGAGUUGACUUUGGAUACUCUCUCUUCUAA